AUACUAGAGGCAUUUAAAUCCUAUGGUAAACAUCUCCGAACGUUUACAAGCUGACAUUCUUUGGAGAGUAAAGAUGAUGAUAUGGGUGACAUGGAUGUUUACUACAUUUGCCGCAGGAUUUUUUGCAAUUCUGGUAUUCCAAAGGAUGAAUUACCCAUUGUUUUGGGUGGAUUUGAUUUAUUACCUAAACUUUCGGAAGGUUGGAAAGGCGUUGAAGUCUCGUAUGCAGAGAGGAGUCACCACUUACCUCGAUAGCUUUCUUUACCAGGCAAAGAAGAUACCUGACAAGGCUUUCAUAGUGUUUGAGGGUCAAACGCUCACUUACCAGGACGUUGAUAAAAGAAGCAACCAAUUUGCUAAAGUUUUCAGAACCGAAGGUGGCUUGAAGAAGGGUGAUAUUGUCGCUCUUCUGAUGAGCAAUGAGCCUGAUUUUAUUUGUGUGUGGUUCGGACUCAGUAAACUGGGCUGCGAGGUCGCUUUCCUCAAUUUCAAUAUCAAAUCCAAAUCGCUCCAAUUUUGUUUUGAAAGUUGCGGAGCGAAAUCGCUCGUCGUAGGCGCAGAUUUGGUGAUUUCACUGGGCGAGGUGUUACCCUCUCUAAAGGAGAAUGCCAUUGAGGUGUGGGUCACGGACAUUGGCUGCCCUCAUGAAGGGGUCAACACGUUACUGGACAAGGUGGAGCAGGCCUCAGACAUGGCCUUACCUGACUGUCCUAGAGCUGACCUCAUGUCCAACUUCCUGUUCAUCUUCACAUCAGGAACAACCGGACUUCCUAAGGCAGCCCGGGUGGGCCAUCUCAAAGCAGUCAUGUGCAUGGCCUUCCUUCGUCUGUGCGGGGCCCGUUCGGAUGACAACAUUUACAUCACUCUGCCCUUAUACCACAUGACCGCCUCUCUUCUGGGUAUUGGUGGAUGUAUACAGCUCGGGGCAACGUGCAUAUUGAAAAAUAAGUUUUCUGCCAGUCAAUUCUGGAAAGACUGUGUGAAACAUAAUGUGACCGUAUUUCAAUAUGUCGGAGAGCUCUGUCGCUACCUGGUCAACCAACCUGUGGUCCCUGAGGAGAGUGCCCACAAAGUUCGUGUUGCAGCAGGGAGUGGUCUGAGGGCAGAUGUCUGGAGGGAGUUUGCCAGACGCUUUGGGAAAAUCAAUGUCCGGGAAGCUUACGGUUUAACUGAGGCCAGCAUUGGCUUUGUCAACUACACCAAUGAAAUAGGACCCAUCGGAAGGGCGGGCUACUUCAACAAGCUUAAUAUGCCCUUUGAGUUCUUGAGCUGUGAUCCCCAAACAUAUGAGCCGAUACGGACCGACUCAGGACGAUGUGUCAAAGCAAAUAAAGGAGAGACGGGCCUCCUGGUGGCCCCGGUGUCGGUCAUGAAUCCUUUCCUGGGGUAUGCUGGGAAUACGCUUCAGUCAGAGAAGAAGCUCCUCAGGGACGUGUUCAAAGAGGGAGACGUGUACUUCAACACUGGAGAUCUCAUGCUUCAGGACCACAGAGACUUUGUCUACUUCCGUGACCGUAUCGGAGAUACCUUCAGGUGGAAAGGAGAGAAUGUGGCCACCACAGAAGUUUCAGAGAUUCUCGGAAGUUUGGAGUUCCUGCAGGAAGUGAACGUCUAUGGUGUUACUGUGCCAGGUUAUGAAGGCAGAGCAGGUAUGGCAGCCGUCGUCCUAAAGAUGGACCAAAAGCUGGAUGGUAAAAAACUCUACAACCAUUUGGUCCAAAGUCUCCCCGCUUACUCGUGGCCCUGGUUUCUACGGAUCCAGACAUCCAUAGAUGUGACCGAGACCUUCAAGCAGCAGAAGAGGAAGCUGGUGCAGGAGGGCUUCAGUCCUGAGGCCGUCCAGGAGUCCCUGUAUUUCUUGGACCUAUCCCAGAGAGACUACAUCCCGCUCACUCUGUCUCUGUAUGAUGACCUUGUCUCCGGAAAGAUACGGCUCUAGGCUGUCCAGUCAGGUCAGCAGGACUAAACAGAAAGGUGUAUUUCUGAUUUAUAACGGGUUUAUAUACAGUACUGUUUAAAGGUGUUAUUUACCCAGGAAGCCUCACUGACUGACUGUGUCCUGUGCAUCUAAUUUUCAGCCACGUUUCUUUUUUUUUCUCUUUUUUUUUCAAUUUUAGUUUCCGUUAGGGGAUUAUAUAAUAUGUUCAUUUUUAUCAGAUGCUUUUAUCCAAAGCAUCUUACAGUUGGCACCUGUAUACAGUAAGACUGAGCCAUCCGAGCCAGCAAAACCACAUAGUUUACCUAAAAGUUAAUACCUCAAAAGUGGUCCAUAUUUUUGCACCGUCCGUUGUGUACUAUGUACUGCUAGAUGGUACAUUAGGAGAAUUCGCAGGCCUCAAUCCAACGUGAAAUGGAAAGGUUGACAAACAUCAAAUUCUAUCUAAUUUAAUUUAAAAUGUAAUUUAAUUUGAUGUCCUAUGUGGCAUCACAUGCUGAUCCGCAUACCAGGCUUCAGUCGCCACGUGUUACAGCAGGUUGACCCCUAAAGCUUGACUCAUUUAUGACCUACAAUGGUCCUCUCUUGUCCAUAACUCUGGGCCUUAAUUAUAUCCCCAAAUUUAAGACUGAGUUUUUCCUGGUCAAGUCACAUGGUCAUGAACAACUUCCAGCCAUAAGUAUGAUUUACAAAGCUAUUAAAUUAUGGUAAAUUAAUUAAUGAUUUUAAGACAUGCAACUGUUUUUUAUCAAGUGUGACCACCGUUAUUUAGUUCUUAUCAAUGGCAAAUGUAAUUUAACCUUUACUUAACCCGGAAAAGACCCUUUUGAGGUUAGAAACCACUUUUUGCGAGUUGUACCAUGAGCGGGAAAUGCAAAAACUAACCCAGAUAAUCCCAACAUUUUAAUCCAUAGACCUUUCAGAAAAACUAUAUCUUGUUUUCUAUACAUUUACACCUUUCAGGAACUCGCUGCUUUUGCAUUACUACUAUGUGACGUUUUGAAUAAUGACCGUGCAUAUUGUAUGUAUGCCCUGGAUGACGUGGUUCAUUUUUGUGUUUAUGAUUAGGUAUUAGAUUAUUGCAUAGAUUUUAUGUGAAUAUAUUUUGUGUGUUUUUAUAUAUAUAUAACACACAAUUGUAUUUUCUUAUAUUAUAUGUAUAUAUAUUAUAUAUAUUGUAGCGACCCGCACAGACAGCUGUGUGUUAUGUGCUAGGCUAGGAGGUGGUUGUGUUGUACUGACCAGUACCCGGUGUUCGCGGGGUCCGACAUGUCAAUCAACCUGCUAUCUGCCAAUCACGGGAAUGCCUGGAAUGUUCUGAUGCCGGGCAUCCUGGUGGUUGGCGGAGUGGCGUGGAGGGGGGUUGGGCAGGGGGGUGGAGCAUUGGAAGUUAAGACCAGGUUCAGCCUUUGUUCUCUCUCUCUUACGUCUGGGCUUCACAAGAGAAGGUCACGAUUGGCUUGUGGGUUAUCUGUCAUCUAUUUGGCGUGUGCUACGGCCCAAACAGUAGCCUGUGUAAAGUUGGUUUAAUAAACCGUCAAUUCGCAAACUCAAGCCUCGGUCUGGACAAUUUUUCAUUUAUGAUCUAGUCAGGUCAUUACAUUGGUGUCAGAAGUGGGAUUAUUUUAUAUAUAUAUAUAUAUAUAUUUUUUUUUAUAUGACAAUUUGUUUUGCGGUUAUGAAGAUGACGUCAUAACAGCACACCGGCGACUCACUUACAGUGAAUUGCUCCGACUCUACAUAUCUACAUCCUGAAAGUGCAUAUUAACCGACAGAAGGAACAUUUUUUAGUUUGGGCAUAAGGGUCCAAAAUGAAUUCAGGUUACGUUUAGGUUAAUUGAAUUAAGGUUCGGUUUAGGAAGAGGGUUAAGGUUAGGUAUUGUUUCAGUGAGGUUAUGGUAAGGGAAAGGGAAAGGCAUACAAGUUGACUUUGGGUACUACCCGUUUGCCGACCAUUCAUUUUCUGAUGGGUGUAAAUAUAUACAGCCAUCUUUCUGGACUUUUUAUGUUUGGAUUCCAACACAUAUCUCUAGUCAUCCUAAAUGUGGUGUUAUAACAUGUACUCUUGUCAAACAACAUUACAUUCCCAUUCCCUUUGUUUUUGAGACCACGCUAGGACAUAAUCUGUCUGUUAUCAUUUUAAAAAUUACACCCUGUUUUUAAAGUGAUGUCUGACCCAGAUUGAUUUGAAAAAUUAUGUACAUUAUAACAUUCCUUUCAGUUGAAAUAAACCAUAGUAUUUCCAUUGCAA
This is a messenger RNA of Oncorhynchus nerka (sockeye salmon), 4187 nucleotides long. RefSeq names its product long-chain fatty acid transport protein 6. Bases 23 to 1939 code for a protein of 638 amino acids. The record is from RefSeq and is a predicted model, not a curated record. NCBI's taxonomy places the organism in Eukaryota, Metazoa, Chordata, Actinopteri, Salmoniformes, Salmonidae. The transcript has 10 exons. Gene Ontology annotation, molecular function: long-chain fatty acid transmembrane transporter activity; long-chain fatty acid-CoA ligase activity.